Messenger RNA from Eucalyptus grandis, 2847 nucleotides. RefSeq lists its product as hypothetical. The record is from RefSeq and is a predicted model, not a curated record. Gene Ontology annotation, molecular function: protein binding. Bases 452 to 2341 code for a protein of 629 amino acids. The transcript is spliced from 4 exons. Lineage: Eukaryota; Viridiplantae; Streptophyta; Magnoliopsida; Myrtales; Myrtaceae.
UUCACACACAUUCUCUCUCUCUCUCUCUCUCUCUCUCUAUGUCAGUCCCCAGCUAGUCUACACUCUCCCCUUUUCUAGGCUUUUCCCCCCCUCUCUCUCUCUCUCUCUCUCGAGCGAAUCAAAGUCACGGCGGUCCGAUCUCCGCAGGUGGGGCCCGCUUCGGCUCUUCAGGGUGGUCCUGCUAAGCUUCCCUGUGCCUUUGCCGGGUUUUGGGAAGCCGAGGGCGCUCGCUCGACGGCUCGACGCCUGGCUCUGCUGUGCCCGGAUCGCCGCCGGUGGAGGGUCGGUCCCGUUUUCCCGGAUUCGCGUCUCUUGUGCCGGCUCGGUCGUCGGGCUUUUUGGGUUUUGACCGCGUCUCGUCCGGCUUGGGCUGUGGUCGUGAAUAUUUAAGGUUUUCUUGGUGAACGUGUAGUGACUGAAUGCUGCCUACUUAAUAACGUGUGAUGCAAACAUGGACAAAACUACGGAUUGUCCGUAUCCGGGCUGCUUCUUUUGCGUCAUGAAGGAGGGCAACCCAAGCAAGCGUAGAGCAAGCAUUCUGAAAUUCUUUAGAGAACUGCCUUCACAAGAUGACAAUGGUCAGGUCCUACCUAUUAGUGGCCUUUGGAACACUGCAAUGGCUCAUCCUAAUGACCCAGAGUUUAUUGAAUUGGGAAUUUUCGAGUGCAUGGCCGCCCUUAUAUGGAAGGGUCUUAAGAACCGCCGCUGGCUUUCGCAUGACCAGAAUAUCUACAUCCCUUAUUAUGCAGCUCAUAUAAUUGGAUCGUACACCAUGAACAUGGAAGAAUUUGCUGAACGAGCUGUACGUGCUGGGGUGAUCCCACCUCUAAUAGAGCUUUUAAGGGGAAGAUUGACGUGGGUUGAGCAGCGGGUGGCAUUGCGAGCACUGGGACAUUUGGCUACAUAUGCCAGCACUUUUCCAACAGUUGCUAGUCACGCUGAAAUCCUCGAGCUCUCCAUUCAGCUAGCGAUGAGUUCUUUAGAGAUAGUUUAUUCUCAUUUUUAUCAGGACAUUGACAGAAGACUUAGCUAUCACUGCGAUCUCCUUACGCGUGGCAUGGGCGGUGUUGAGAUGGAAUCUAGAAAAGCAGAAGAAUGGGCAAGUCAGCUGCAGUGCUGGGCUCUUCAGCUCAUAAAUUGUUUUGCUUUUAAGCCUGAAUUUCUUCCUGCCAUAUGUAAGCCAGAGUUCUUGGUGAAAUUACCUGGAAUGUGGGGUGGACUUGUUAAUGAGAACUCCCCAGCUGGAAUUGGUUUACUCAGAACUAUUUGUCAUCAUAAGAUUGGUCGGGGAGCUGUUGCUAGUUGUCCUGGUAUAGUUGAAGCAUUGUGUAACAUUGCUCGUUCAUCAGAUGAUUGGCAAUAUAUGGCUAUUGACUGUCUUCUCUGGUUGCUCCAAGACCCAAAUACUUCCCACAAGGUGGUUGAUGAAGCAGUACCUGCUCUAGUAGAUCUUUCAGAAAUUACUGCUCUUGGUGAUCACAAAAAGCUUGGAGAUUCAAUCGUCAAUGUUCUUGAGGAAUGUAUCCAAUCGCAAGCCACAGGUCCCAAUUCUCUCAACAGUCGCACAAAGGAACACAUUGAAGAUCUCUUAAGUUCCCGACAGAGACUGAAAUGGGAGAAAAAUAUGCCUAAAGAGGAUCUCCAUAUUAAGCAAGCUGCCAGUCUGGUGGUUAAGCUUGAAGGAAAUUCACUGUUCUCGUCAGGGGAUAUAGCUGGAGCAGCUUCAAAGUACUCAGAAGCGUUGCAACUAUGUCCAAUGAGGUCUAAGAGAGAGAGAGCAGUCCUUUACAGUAACCGAGCACAAUGUUAUCUUCUGUUGCAACAACCCUUAGCUGCCAUAAGUGAUGCGACACGUGCACUUGGUCUUCACACCCCUCUUAAUCGUCAUGCUAAAAGCCUCUGGAGAAGAGCGCAAGCUUAUGACAUGCUUGGCUUAGCUAAAGAAAGCCUACUAGAUGCAAUUUUGUUCAUAAAUGAGUGCUCUCAGUCUAAUGAUCCAGAUCUGUCAUUGAGGCCAAAUAAGGUUCCUGACUAUGCUGAGAGAUUGGUCAAGAAGCAGAUGCGUGCGGCUUGGCUAUUUAGGGAAGCAGCAACUAAACACGGAGGUGUUCGUGGUGAGGGUGAUUCCCAUGCCAUCUACGGUCAAGAAUCUGAUGAUUCCGAAUGGGAGACGGCCAGUGAAAGUGAUAUUGCAGAUGAUGGAAGAGAUGAAAUGGAUGAAGAUGAUGAGAAUGAGAAUGAAUGGAAGAAUAAGGAUGAACGAAAAGAAAAAGCUUUGAAAAAAGAUUGCACAGACAUCAAGCGUGGAAAACAUUUGCCGCUUCUGGAAGAUGAACCAUGAAAUUGUGGUUGAAUGGAGACUUUAAUGGAGUUGAAGCUGUGCCUAAUGCUGUAUUAAACUGUGUAAGAGUGUUCAGUUCCAGUCUUUUUUCCUUGGCUGUCCCCUGCAGACCCAUCUAAUCAUCAUCAGGAGAAGCAGCUUGGAAAAUUUUCAGGUAUUGCUCUUGAAAGAAUGUGAUUUGUGGCCUCUCUCUCAAUAGAUUUUUUUUUUCUUUUGUUAUUCUUCCUGUUUUUCAAGUGUAAAAAGUAUUUUGGAAGGUUUUGGUAAACAAGUCUUCUUUAGGCUUUCUUUCUGUUGUUCAUUUACUUCCUUUCUGGAGGUGAUUGAGAGGCUUGUGUGCAUAAACAAGUCUUCUUUUGGCUUUCUUUGUGUUGCUCAUCUACUUCCUUACCGGAGGUGAUUUGAGAGUCUUGUGUGCACAUAUGAUCAUCAAGGUUCUUGUGCUUUGGACAAUGAGUUAGUGAAGAUUGAUACAGUUCUCUUUAUCAAUUUCUGUCUGGUUGACA